CUAGUAACUACCCGAAUUUGACAUCAGGAAAGCAGGCACGGCGGAAGCAUCCACGAACCCAAUUCCGCGGCACCUCAGGUUGCGAAACCUGAGCAUCGACAAAGAUGAAUCGGCAAGGCCCAUCAACACUCAUCAAUGCCCUCAAAGGGCUGAGGGUGUCCCCAGCGACCCCUCUGCAGCCAUUCCACGCCGCGAAGGCACCCUGCCUCGCCGCCGUCGCCGCCAGGACAUUCACAUCCACAGCCCCUCAAUUGGGAUCAUGGCUGGAGCCAUUUAUCGACCGGACGAAGAAGAAGAUGAAGGGGCGACCGAGAGUAGCUACAGGAGGUUCUGUGAAAGGCACAACGAUUAUGAUUGGAGAUUAUGGGCUGCGCAUGAUCGACCACCACAGGAGGAUUAGUGCAGCACAGCUCAAGCUCGCCGAGGCCACUAUCAAGCAAAGGCUUCGUGGGCAAAGAUACCGGCUAUACACAAGAGUCAACUGCAACAUUGGCGUCUACGUCAGCGGUAAUGAGAUUCGUAUGGGUAAAGGAAAGGGUUCGUUCGACCAUUGGGCGGCGAGAGUUGCGGUCAACCGUGUCAUUUUCGAGAUCAGAGGAGCACUGCACGAGCAGGUCGCCCGAGACGCCUUCCGACUUGCUGGUAACAAGCUACCUGGCCAGUACGAAUUCAUCAAGAAGGGGGAACCAGCUGUUGUGGGCAUAACAAAACUGGAUGGUGUCACUCUUGAGGACCUGAAACGACCGCGGAAGCAGGUCCCAGCUGCGCAAGCACCAAGUGUGACUCCAGCAGUGGCGACGACUCCGUCCUCUGUCCCUCCGACGUCACCAGCACCAUGACGGCCAAAGGUCUUUUCAAAUAUAACAUAACUAGAUCUAGCUGUGCAAUAGUAAUACCCCGGGCUGUUGCCACUAGAGCAGAGUCGACGAAUUGGGUUGUACUUGUGAGCCUUUGCCGUUGUCGAGCCAGCUUCUCACAGGGAAGACAACAGGAGGCACGCGGUUUUGACAGACCCUGCACCUUGAUAGGGUCCUUAGGAUCAAGUUGCUGGCGAACGGAUUUAAGUUCGUCUGGUGGCUCAGAGUUCAACUGUCUUUGUGCUAUGAUGACCAUAUCUUACCAGAUCCACGGUCGUUGUUGCCUUGAUCUCAGAGCUGUUGUGACGCAUCUCAACUGAGUAACCCUUCACCCCGAAUUCAGUGUCCAAAGCCUUCUUCACCGCUUUACUCAGCUCCUGUGGGUUCUUGAACAAUCCAACUCUAAAUCUGGAAACAGGGCAGUUCGAGACAAUAUCAUAUUCCUGGUUAUACGAGGACGAAAUUUCUUGGCGAUCAAGUUUACUUCAAUAUUCGCGUCUCUUCGCGUGGUUGACAAUUUGAUGUUGUUGUAGUUGAGUCUGAGGAUGCGGUUCCGUUCCUGGCUUGGAAGUGUAAAUUGUCUGGACCGAAAAUCAGAAUCUACGGUUUUUAUGUGUUUAGAAAAUUGUAGUGUUUUUUUGCUGGCACUGAAUGAGUUGAAGUCGAUAACGCUGUCAAGUGUCACAAAAAAGUGACUUCUACGAGCAACCCACUCCCCUUGAUCGUGGGCAAACAUGAAAGGUCUCUAUUAUUGAACUGUCUUUAGGCACUUGCAAAAACCUGUGGUCCAGGCUAUUACCUGAGACAGAAGCAGCUUGUCGAGUGCAUAAAACGACCCCAUCACGUCAAGAGCAAGACAUGGCGUCCUGCUACUGGCCUCCCCAAAGUCCACCCUCAUGCAUUUCCGCUUGUCGUGGAUGCUGGGGUCAAUCGUUUUACUCAAGUGAUGCGCAACCUACAAAACUCCCA
Diaporthe batatas is the source of this 1826-nucleotide messenger RNA. Its product is annotated as mitochondrial 54S ribosomal protein YmL47. Gene Ontology annotation, biological process: mitochondrial translation. Gene Ontology annotation, cellular component: ribosome; mitochondrial large ribosomal subunit. The transcript is spliced from 2 exons. Gene Ontology annotation, molecular function: structural constituent of ribosome; rRNA binding. Bases 105 to 839 code for a protein of 244 amino acids. Lineage: Eukaryota; Fungi; Ascomycota; Sordariomycetes; Diaporthales; Diaporthaceae. The record is from RefSeq and is a predicted model, not a curated record.